GCUUGUAUUGGGAGCAACGUGGACCAGUGGCUGGGCACUGUCAGACCAGACAAGGUGAAGGCAUGUUGAGCUGGAUUGAGAGGGUGCUGCCCCAGCCACCGAGCACCCCUCAGAAGAUCGGGGCAGGAGAAGAGGCGAAAUCGGAUCUGGAACCAGCACCAGCAGAACCAGAGGUGAAGGAGGAUCAGCCCGUGAGGAAAGAGGAGCCUGAGCAGGCUCCAAAGGAACCAUCUGGAUGUACAGAGAUGCCUCCCCAGUGCAGCAACCCGGAGGUCCCCCAGGAGACUGUGGAGAUGCUGCCUACAUCUGCUUCAGCCCAAGUUCCUCUGGCUCCUGGGAACGGUGCCAGUGGAUGGGUCCUGACCUUAAUGACAAAGGGGCUCCAGAGAGUGGUCCCACAGCCUCCCCAGGCCCUGAUAGUCCAGAAUGUGGAAAGCAACACCAAUGUUCCUGACCAGGCUGGAGCACAGACCCUUGGGAAUGAAGAAACAUCAGGCCCAGGGUUGGCACCAAAUGACAACAUUGACAGCCAGGACAAGGGGACUGGAAAAAGAGUCCUGAAGUGGCUGGUGCAGGGUUUGGAGAAGUAUUACCACAGCCUCCACCCCAGCUCUUGAAAAUUUCUGAGGCAGCCUGUACUGGGCUUGGAGAAGCAGCUGCAGAAUCAGCAGCACCCCCAGAAGCCCAGCCAGAGCCUCAGACAAAGGAAACGGAGCCCCCACCAGAGAGCUCUGCCCCAAUGCCAGCUCCUCCAAAGCCUGAGGAGCCCCCCACAAACCAGGACAGCCAGCCAGAUACCCUGGCUGCCUCCUGCCUCCCUCCUGC
Phascolarctos cinereus (koala) is the source of this 825-nucleotide messenger RNA. The record is from RefSeq and is a predicted model, not a curated record. NCBI's taxonomy places the organism in Eukaryota, Metazoa, Chordata, Mammalia, Diprotodontia, Phascolarctidae.